AUGCCUAACAAGUGUGAGGUAUGUGAUUCGGCUUUCUGCCAGACAGCCUCUUUGCAGUCUCAUAAAAGAAUGCAAAUAGGUGAAAAGCCGUAUAAGUGUGAAAUAUGUGAUGCUUCUUUCUUUCAAAAAGGUCAUUUCCAGAAACAUGUUACACAUCACACAGGUGAGAAGCCAUACAAGUGUGAGACAUGUGAUGCUGCUUUCACCAGAAAUAGUAAUUUACAGACACAUAUUAUAAUACAUACCGGAGAGUGCCCAUACAAGUGUGAUACAUGCGAUGCUGCUUUCUCUACAAAACGAAAAUUACAGACACACAUUAGAAUACACACAGGCGAGAAGCCAUACACGUGUGUGACAUGCGAUGCUACCUUCUCUACAAACAAUAUUUUACAGACUCAUAUUAGAACUCACAAAGGCCAGAAUCUUUACAAGUGUGAGGUAUGUGAUGCUACUUUCUCUCAGAAUGCCUCUUUACAGUCACAUACAAGAAUACACACAGGAGAAAAGCCGCACAAGUGUGAGACAUGUGUUGCUACCUUCUCUCUGAAUAGUAUUUUACAGAGACAUAUAAGAAUACACACAGGAGAGAAGCCAUACAAGUGUGAGACAUGUGAUGCUGCUUUCUCUACAAAACAAAAUUUACAGAGGCACAUAAGUAGACACACAGGCGAGAAACCAUACAAGUGUAAGAUAUGUGAUGCUGCUUUCACCAGAAAAAGUAAUUUACAGGCACAUAUCAGAACACAUACCGGAGAGUGCCCAUACAAGUGUGACACAUGCGAUGCUGCUUUCUCUAAAAAACGGAAUUUACGGUCACAUAUAAGAAUACACACGGGAGAGAAGCCAUACAAGUGUGAGAUAUGUGAUGCUUCUUUCUCUUGGAAAGACUCUUUGCUGUCACAUACAAGAAUACACACAGGAGAAAAGCCGUACAAAUGUGAUACAUGUGGUGCUGCUUUCACCACAAGUAGUAGUUUACAUAACCAUAUAAGAAUACAUACAGGAGAGUGUUCAUACAAGUGUGAGAUAUGUGAUGCUGCUUUCUCUACAAAACAAAAUUUACAGACGCACAUUAGAAGACACACAGGUGAGAAGCCAUACAAGUGUAAGAUAUGUGAUGCUGCUUUCUCUCUGAAAGCAUCUUUACAGUCACAUAUAAGAAUACACACAGGAGAAAGGCCGUUCAAGUGUGAGAUAUGUGAUGCUGCUUUCUCACAAAGAGCAUCUUUACAGACACAUAUAAGAAUACACACAGGAGAAAAGCCGUUCAAGUGUGAGAUAUGUGUUGCUGCUUUCUCUCAUAAUGGGAAUUUAAAGACUCACAUAAGAAUACACACAGGAGAAAAGCUGUUCAAGUGUAAGAUAUGUGAUGCUGCUUUCUCUCAUAAUGGGAAUUUACAAACACAUUUAAGAAUACACACAGGAGAAAAGCCGUUCAAGUGUGAGAUAUGUGAUGCUGCUUUCUUUCAGAAUAAAGAGUAG
Mya arenaria is the source of this 1482-nucleotide messenger RNA. RefSeq names its product zinc finger protein 665-like. The transcript has 2 exons. The record is from RefSeq and is a predicted model, not a curated record. Gene Ontology annotation, cellular component: nucleus. Gene Ontology annotation, molecular function: DNA-binding transcription factor activity; RNA polymerase II transcription regulatory region sequence-specific DNA binding. Lineage: Eukaryota; Metazoa; Mollusca; Bivalvia; Myida; Myidae. Gene Ontology annotation, biological process: negative regulation of DNA-templated transcription. Bases 1 to 1482 code for a protein of 493 amino acids.